Molecule: messenger RNA, 2085 nt
Organism: Neomonachus schauinslandi (Hawaiian monk seal)
Lineage: Eukaryota; Metazoa; Chordata; Mammalia; Carnivora; Phocidae
Gene: WDCP
Product: WD repeat and coiled coil containing
Exons: 3
Coding region: 10-2085 (691 amino acids)
Molecular function (GO): kinase binding
Source: RefSeq, a predicted model, not a curated record
UCCAAAAGGAUGGAGUUGGGAAAAGGAAGACUUCUCAGGACGGGGCUGAAUGCGUUGUAUCAGGCAGUACACCCAGUUCAUGGCCUUGUCUGGACUGAUGGGCGUCAGGUAGUCCUGACUGAUUUACAGCUUCACGGUGGAGAGGCCAGGUUUGGGGACUCCAAGGUCAUUGGACAGUUUGAACAUGUGUACGGAGUGUCCUGGGCCCCCCCUGCUGUGGCCGACGUGCCCGCCGUGCUCGCCAUCCAGCACAAGAAGCAUGUCGCUGUGUGGCGGCUCUGUCCCAGCACUACGGAGACAAGCAGAUGGCUGAUGUCACAGACCUGUGAAAUUAGAGAAUCACUUCCUGUCCUUCCCCAGGGCUGUGUGUGGCAUCCAAAGAGUCCUGUCCUGGCUGUGCUGACGGCACAGGAUGUGUCCAUCCUCCCAAGCGUCCACGGUGACGAUCCCCGGGUGAAAGCAGACGUCGACACGGGGGGCCUCAUUCACUGUGCCUGUUGGACCCAGGAUGGCCGGAGGCUGGUGGUGGCAGUUGGCAGCAGCCUGCAUUCCUAUAUUUGGGACAGUGCUCAGAAGACUCUUUGCAGGUGCUCCUUCUACCCGGUGUUUGCUGUGGACAGCUACGUGCGCUCCAUGGGAGCCACCGCGGACUCACAGGUCGCUGUGGUGACUGAGCUUCCGCUAGCUAAGAUUUGUGGCUUAAAUGCAUCCGAAGCCUUUGAUAUUCCUGCUGGCGGGGAAGACACUCGUCUGUGUGCUUCACCGGCUACUGAUGAAGCACCCACCAGGGAUCAGGGGGCGGUUGCUUCCAAAACACACUUUGAAACCUCAGUUUCUCCCGUUUCUUCUUCCUUUUCAGAUUCUCUGGAUCUAACUCAUAUACAUUCCAAUACCGCCAAAUCUGAGGGUAGUUCUCUUAUUCGUCUAAGAAAAAAGGACUACUUGACAGGAACCGGCCUGGAUUCUUCACAUUUGGUCCUUGUGACCUUUGAGAAAGAGGUCACCCAGACCAGAAAAGUCACCAUUCCCGGGAUUCUGGCUCCCGAUCUAAUAGCAUUUAAUCCUAAAGCACAGGUGCUGGCGGUGGCUUCGAAUACGUACCAUGUCAUUUUUAUCUAUUCUGUCAUUCCAUCCUGUGUGCCAAAUAUCCGGCAGAUUCAGUUAGAGAGAAGUGAAAAGCCGAAAGGCAUAUGCUUCUUGACAGAUAAGUUAUUACUGAUUUUGGUAGGAGAACAAAAAUCCACUGAUUCAGCAUUUCUUCCUUCUUCGAAGACUGAUCAGUAUAUCAUUCGCUUGAUUGUUAGAGAAGUAACACUGGAAGAAGAAUCUCCAGUAACAGCACGUGAAAACCAGAGUGGAGGCUCUACUCUCAGUACUCUAUUAAAUAAAACAGAGAGAAAAAAGCUAAUUGAAAGUCUUUCCCCAGAUUUUUGUCACCCAAACAGAGGGCUCUUAACAGCUAAUGGCAGUGGGCAAAGCGGGAGGCCUGGAAAAGCCCUUCUUAAAGAAAUCAAAAGUCCUCCCACCGGUGUCUGUGACGGCCCCAUCGCCCUUGACGCUCUAGAUGCUGAGCCCGUUAACCGCUCGGUAACGCUGGCCAGAUCCAGCAGCACACCCCACCGCACCCCAGCUCCCGAACCUCCUGAUUGGCCUCCAAGCAAGAACUCACAAAGGGAAAAGGAAAUUUCCCGGCUGUCUAAGGAAAUGGAAAUUUUAUCUAGGACCCUGACUGAAGUGCAGCGACGUCUCUCUGAACUCACAGACGUUCUACAAAAGGAGAAGUCCUCUCCUGGGUAUCCACUCUCUCAGGACCCGCCCUAUGUGCACGUCGCUUAUCAGAAAUCUUAUUAUGUAGGUCCUGUUGUUGAAAAAAGAGCUGUACUCCUCUGCAAUGGCAAACUAAGGCUCAGUACAGUCCAGCAGACUUUCGGCCUCUCUCUUGUCGAAAUGCUCCAUGACUCGCACUGGAUCCUUCUCUGUGCUGAUAGCGAAGGCUUCAUCCCGUUAACAUUCACGGCCACCCAGGAAAUAACCAUCAGAGAUGGCAGCGCAAAUGUCUUCACGGACUCUGUCUCAGAGUCUUAA